This is a messenger RNA of Oryzias melastigma (Indian medaka), 328 nucleotides long. RefSeq names its product microtubule-associated protein 2. Gene Ontology annotation, biological process: microtubule cytoskeleton organization; neuron projection development. Lineage: Eukaryota; Metazoa; Chordata; Actinopteri; Beloniformes; Adrianichthyidae. Gene Ontology annotation, molecular function: microtubule binding. The record is from RefSeq and is a predicted model, not a curated record. Gene Ontology annotation, cellular component: neuron projection.
AAACCCCCUUCGGCAGAGCCACCUGUCGUCUUCUGGCAGUCUCAACAUAAUGGAGUCACCACAGUUAGCAACCUUGGCUGAUGACGUCACUGCAGCCCUGGCCAAGCAGGGCUUGUGAACACUGACACUCCGGACCUCCUCAAACUCUGAUCCCUCCUCCUGCUCUUACCAAGUGGGAUGGCCACCACAACCACCACAAGCUUAACUUUAUCCUCCAAACAUCUUUAUUUGUGAUCAGUCCUUCAACUCCAAGAGACUUUAGUUAAGAGCUGCUGUAUUUUAAUCUAUUCAUUGUAUUGAUUUUAUUUAAAAACUGGCUUUUUACCGA